AUGCCCAGGCCACCACUCAGAAUAAGGCUAGCCAGAUUCGGCAGAAGGCAUCAGCCCCUUUACAAUAUCGUCGUGGCUAACGCCAGAUCGGCUAGAGACUCCUUGCCUGUGGAAGUCAUCGGCACAUACAACCCAGUCCCAGUACCACUCACGCCAGAAGAACAGUCCAAGGGCAUCAAGCCAUUCAAGCAUAUCGAGUUGGACUUUGACAGAUCAAAGUACUGGUUGGGUGUGGGCGCCGAAGUGAGCGACCGUGUUGGUUUCCUCUUUAAGAGAGCAGGUUUGCUUCCUGAGAACUGGCCCAAGCCAGCCAAGCUCACCCAGCACAUCCCCAAGCGGGUUGUGGAGGAUAUUCACACGGAAAAGGAGGAGCCUCGUGUGUUUUUCAGACAGAGAGACUAG
Candidozyma duobushaemuli is the source of this 402-nucleotide messenger RNA. Its product is annotated as mitochondrial 37S ribosomal protein bS16m. Gene Ontology annotation, biological process: mitochondrial translation. The record is from RefSeq and is a predicted model, not a curated record. NCBI's taxonomy places the organism in Eukaryota, Fungi, Ascomycota, Pichiomycetes, Serinales, Metschnikowiaceae. Bases 1 to 402 code for a protein of 133 amino acids. Gene Ontology annotation, cellular component: mitochondrial small ribosomal subunit; ribosome. Gene Ontology annotation, molecular function: structural constituent of ribosome. The transcript has a single exon.